AUUCAGGACUAUAGUUGAGCGGAAAUAGAACCACUAUAUCCUCAAGAUAUUGGCGGUGAAUAUGUGUAAGAGUAUCUUUCCUUCUCUUAAAAUCGUAUACAUUGUAAAUAUUUAGGAGAGUUAUUCUUACAAUAAAACUUAACCAUUUUUAUUAGAUUUUAUUACACUUUUUAAAGAAUUGUUUCAACUUAUAAGGCUCAUUUGUUUCACAAUGUACAGAUGCACCCCUUCAGAAGCCUGAAGUGAAUAACUGCUUGAAACUGCUAGAACAGAAUUUGAUAGAUAUAUUUACGGACGAUAAUAAACUGUUGGAAAAUUUCAAACAUGAAAACAAAGAAGAAACAAAAGAAUUCAAUCAAUUUAAAGACUCAUUAAUGUAUAUGUUCCAAUAUGGUUUAAGUGAAGAUCAAUUCGUAUAUUGGUUCUAUUGCGCUUUUACUGGAUCCUAUUGCUACAUCUCUGAUAUUGAACCUUCUGUACCUAAAUUAAAUAUUCGUUUUUUCGUUGAUGUAUUGAAUUCUACAGAUGGAUUACUUGAAAGUUUCCGAUGGCUACUUUCUGCGUUAGAUGAUAAAUCAGUUGUCAACUUGGGAUUCGAAUUCCUUCUAAACGCUCAUCCAAACAAGAUGCUUGAAAUUAUGAUUAAUCGUCUAUUUUUGCAAGAAUUGGAUACGGACGAAAUAACUUUCGACAAGCUUAUAGUAAAUCUUAUUGAUUUCACGGAGAAGAUGAGAAAUAUUACAAUCGAUGAUAAUCUAAAGUUUACAAUUAACUUAGCUAUAAUCAACUUAAAAAAUCUGGCAAAAAGUGACACACAGAGGGUGAUCCUAAAAAGGAAAAAUUAUAGAUUUAUGCCUUUCAAUGUUCCUAAAACAUUUGAUUUUCUUCCUAAAGAAAUCAAUCAAAUAAAAAAGGGUAUAGCGGAAAGUUACGAUCUUGCUGAUGCUUUUGUUGAAUGUAAAUUAACAUCUUGUUCUUUAAUGGAUGAUGUUAGUCUCUUAGAAAUGGAAGAUAUGGAAAGCUAUCUUAACAGCAGACCAAAUAUUGAUGAUUCAAGAAUAGUUGAUUGGGUUCAUGCAGCAAAAAUCUUGACAGUAGAAAACAUUCAUUUAGAUUUCUCAAAAAAUCUCGAAUUCUUUGAAACAGACGAAAGUAAAAUAGAGAAAGCCCUUGAUCACUUGGAGACUAAUUCAGAAAAUAUCACUAUAUUACAGAAAUUAAUCAAUCCCAGUGGAAAGCUACCAAUAAAAUUAUUAAAGAGAUUUUCAAAAACUCUACAUGAUAUAUAUGAAAAAGAGAACAGUUUACUUGAUUAUUCGGAUUUGCAACAGAUCUUUGUAACAAUUUUUCUAAAUCUGAAAUUGGAUUUGGAGCAAUCUAUAUUAGACUAUAUCCUCUCCUACGCUUGGAAUUCAUUGAAGGGAUAUAAAUCUGAAUUUUCUAUUACAACAAUAUGUAAUUUAAUUUGUGGAGCUACGGAAAAGACUCAUCAGGUUCAACAAGUUAAACGGUUGGCUCUUUUGGCUCUUGUCGACUAUCCUUCAGUAAUCUCAAAGUUAAUUCACGAAGCAGCUCAAACGUCCGCCCAAAAGGAUCUUUAUUACAAAAUUCUCUCAAGAUUUCCAAGUCUAUGUUUGGAAAGAUGCGAAGAAAUAUUUCUUUCAGAAAUAAAUAAGAAAUUCUGUAAUUUAAAAUCAACAGAAACCGCUUUCUUUGAAUUUAUACAGAAAUUACUUGAGCCUGGACCUAAAAUUGUUGAUAAUCGCCCUCUUUUAAGUUUGAACACUUUUGUGACGAAAAUAUUCCUACCUGCUUUGGAUAAUGAAAAUAACUUUUCAGUUGCAAUUGAGUGUUUUUAUCAUUGCAAAAGUAUCCUGGAUGACUCCUCUCCUGCUCAAAAACUGGAUUUACUAAGAAAAUUUGUAAAUCUUCAUAGUACUCUACUAGAGGAGCAUAACCUUCGAGAAAAAGUAGAUUCAGUCAUUGAAAGAAUUGUUGAUCAUAUCAAUACGUCACAUCCGGAAUAUGCUUCAAUCGAUGCCCUUAAAGUUAUAACUGAUGAUGAAAAUCUCCCUUGGCAAAGUGCAAUAUUACUAUUCCCCUUGUUAGUUAACAAAGGCGACGAUCCUCAGUUUCUUCCCGAACUUUGGCAUAGUUAUCUUAAAAAUGAGAAUUGUUAUUGGAGAGAAAUUGGUGAAGAUAUCUUUGGAGAAAACAAAGAAGAUGCUGUUCAACUUCAUGCAAUUAUUGAAUUAAGUGCAUCCCAUAAAAGUAUCCGUGAAUAUAUUGCAAAAUAUCUAUUCGAUAAAAUGAAGCAUUAUAAUGUUACGGUUAAAAUAGAAGAUUGGGCAAUAUGCUUUCAAACAGUUAUUUCUGGAUACGCUCCUUUUGAAGUCAGUAGGGUAGUUCUUAUGCUAAAAGAAUAUUGGAUAUAUUGUCAAGAAGUACCACCGUUUCAAUCAGAUUUGGCUUUAAUUAACGAAAGUAAUCAAACAUUAGUCGGAAAAGUCUUGAUUAGUAUAAUUGCUCUUAUCAGAGAUGCCGUGGAAUGUAUAUUCAAGGGCGAAUCUUCAGAUGAGAAACAGGUCAUAGUCGGAAAAUCGUGUUGCGUAAUCAUCAAAACGAUUUUAGAAUGGUUUGAAGAAGAGCAGAGUUCCAACACUGCAGUCCUGUGCUAUAUUAUUGAAGCAGCUAAACAAUUAGCUUCCCAUUUUAAUGAGGAAACGGCCGAAGGCUUACAAGUAUUAGUCAAAGAAGCAACGAGAAUGUGGCUAAAGAUAAACGAUUCGAUAAAAAAACAAUAUGAGUAUCUCAGUGAUAAAGUGAAUUUAGAAGAAAAUUCCUAAUGCAUAUCUGUUUUUUUUUAAUUGAAAAAGAAACCGAUAAAGUAUUAUAUUAAUUCUCUUUCAAUUUGUCAAGAAAAAAAUCUACUUUAUAUUGUUUACUUCAACUUUUGUUUUUUAAGAAUAGCCGCUAGGUGUCGUUUCGACGUGUGUUUUAUAAUGCGCUGCUAUUAGGAUAUAAAGGAUAUGUACUAUUUGGAUAUAAAGGAAUGAUAUGAAACAAUAGAUAGGCACAUGUGGAGUUUUGAAUUCCUUUAUAUAUAUACAUUUUGCCUAAACUAGUUAUAAAUAUUUAUUUCUUGGUCCAGCAUUAUUAUUACUGAGUGGAGUUUAAUUUGAGUCUUAUGGAUCUACACCGCGUGUACAGCCUUUGAUUCAAUCAAGCUAGGGUAUAAAAUUACCUAUUUAGGAAGAGAAGGAUCUACAUCUUAAAAGAAAAGAGCAGAACGUUAAUAUCCCAUAGGUCAAUCACUUGAUAUCUGCUAAAAGAGAGAGAGAGAGAGGGAGAGAUAGAG
Dimorphilus gyrociliatus is the source of this 3358-nucleotide messenger RNA. The record is from the annotation of a GenBank genome assembly. NCBI's taxonomy places the organism in Eukaryota, Metazoa, Annelida, Polychaeta, Dinophilidae.